This is a messenger RNA of Lotus japonicus, 1154 nucleotides long. RefSeq lists its product as uncharacterized. The transcript is spliced from 2 exons. The record is from RefSeq and is a predicted model, not a curated record. Bases 123 to 797 code for a protein of 224 amino acids. NCBI's taxonomy places the organism in Eukaryota, Viridiplantae, Streptophyta, Magnoliopsida, Fabales, Fabaceae.
UUUUUUUUGCGAGGUUCUGUGUCCUGAAUCCUGAAUUGGAAAUUCGACCUUACAAUACAAUACCAUUACACUCUUCUUAUCUCAUUUCCCUUCCCCUUCACGAGGAGCAAAACAAAACAGCCAUGGCUUCUUCUGCAAUUGCUGCAACGAAACGCACAUUCUCUGUAUUCACAUUCCUCAUUCUUCUCCUCUCAUCUUCAAAUUCACUGACCCCGGCGACACCAGUUCCCGCCGAUUGGCCGGAGCAGUUCCACUCGGUGAUGUUCAUGAACAGAAGCGACUCUCUCCAGAAACUGGACUUGUGGUACGACUGGCCCAACGGCCGCAACUUCAACAUCAUCCAGGACCAGCUCAACCCCGUCGUCACCUACGACCUUGAGUGGACCAACGGCACCUCCUUCGUCUACACGCUCCACCCUUCUGACCAGAGUUGUGAGGUUCUCGACGUCCCUGUGGGGAUUCUCCGCCCUAAUUGGCUUGACGGUGCGACCUAUUUGGGUCAGGAAACAGUUGAUAAUUUUCUCUGCAAUGUUUGGGAGAAAGUUGAAUUUAUAACGUAUUAUGAGGAUGUGCUUACUCGAAGACCUGUUAAGUGGGUCUUCUACUCAGGGUAUACUGCUCACGUGAUGACAUUUGAGGUUGGUGCAGUGCUUGAGGAUCCGAAUUGGCAGGCUCCUGUGUACUGUUUUAAUGGGAGUGAGAAGGAAAGGAGUCUCUCUCUAUUGGGACCUGCUGUUCAUGGUGAUUCUUUUGGGAGGUUGAUGAGAGGGGUAGUCAGUACUGCAGAGGCGUUGUAGUUAUGAAAUGGCUUAUGCAUGGAUUACGUCUGUUGUAUGAGUCUACUGUCUGUCAGAUUUGGGGAUAUCUAAUAAUUGUAUGAGCCAAAUGUUUACAUGAGUUCUCAAUCACAAUCUUAUUGGAUGCUGUUGUGAGCUAACCUUUGGUUUCAUAAAGGUAGAUAGAUCAAAUUAUGGCCAUCUUAGACAUUUGGGAAAUAAUGAACUGCAAUUGUCCUUCAGAGCUUGAGUAGAAGGAGCAGGUUUGUGUGUGAGAUAUAAAUAAUUGUUAUUCGUUACAUAUGGUCAUCGUAGAUAAGCAUCAAGAAAUUUUGUAAAUGUGUAGGGUGGAAUAAUGGAAUGUUUUGUUAGUCUUAA